AUGCCAGCAGUCUUCCUCUUGCUGCGCUCCCUGCUUAUCAGGCUCUUCAGUAGCAGACUGGCCGGCUCGGUGGCUCAGUUCCUCCGGAGAACCCUCUCAACGGGCGCUGCCCACCUCGGCACAGCCCUGCGCCACAUCUGGGACCGGGUCCGAUCCCAGGAGUCCAAGGAAGCCGUCCUGGGCUGCGUGCUGUGCAUUCUCAACAUGCACAAGAAGGUGGAGAACUGA
This is a messenger RNA of Notolabrus celidotus (New Zealand spotty), 228 nucleotides long. RefSeq names its product protein myomixer-like. The transcript has a single exon. Bases 1 to 228 code for a protein of 75 amino acids. The record is from RefSeq and is a predicted model, not a curated record. Lineage: Eukaryota; Metazoa; Chordata; Actinopteri; Labriformes; Labridae.